Messenger RNA from Rhopalosiphum padi (bird cherry-oat aphid), 4024 nucleotides. RefSeq names its product eukaryotic translation initiation factor 4B (gene eIF4B). The transcript has 12 exons. NCBI's taxonomy places the organism in Eukaryota, Metazoa, Arthropoda, Insecta, Hemiptera, Aphididae. The record is from RefSeq and is a predicted model, not a curated record. Bases 253 to 2271 code for a protein of 672 amino acids. Gene Ontology annotation, molecular function: RNA binding.
CAUUCUGAUAGUUUCCCUGAGCCCGUGCGUCACAAACACACCGACGUCCGCAACCGCCUCGUUCAUUUUCUCCUCACACGGCGUCAACGGUGUAUUGCCGUAGCCGUUCAAACGAAUAAAAACUGCACGAACGCGGUUUAACGUGUUACGAGUUUGUUUCGUUUGCAAAAGUCUGCGUCGCCACACUUGGGAGUCUACCAGUCGUCAGCGUUCCAUACACUCAACGUCAUCCGCACAAUCGUUACAACAACCAUGUCGAGCAAAAAGAAUAAAAAGCAGAAGUGGAUAUCAAUAGAAACAGAAGUUAUUUCAAUUGCUAGCGGUACAUGCUGGGCAGAUGAAGCAGAAAAAGAACAUAAUGGAAAACAUGGAUUUGCUGGUUUUGGAUUUGAACCUAAGCCAUUAAACCUUCCUAAGGCACCAAGAGCAGCAUGUGAAUCUAUCAUAGAUGAAAGCACUGUGCCUCAAGAAGGACCGUUCUUGGUUCAUAUGUCAAAUUUGCAGUUUGAAAUUGAUGAAGAUGAUAUUUCAAAUUAUUUUAAAGGACUCAAGAUUAACAACAUUAAAUUACCACGUAAUGACAAUGGCCGCAAUAAAGGAUUUGGAUAUGUAGAGUUUGAAGAGCGAAAAGAACUAAUUACUGCACUUGGAAUGGAAAAUUUGAUUCGUGGACGUCGUGUACGAGUUGAACUGGCUAGUGGUAUGCAAGAUUCUAGAAAUGCUUUUCAAAGAGGCAGUCGCAUGGGUAUGGAUUUUCCUAGUGAUGAACCUGGUGAUUGGCGAUCGACUAACCGAUCUUCAACUACUGAUGAUAGAGGAGGAUUUACUAGGCGACGAGAUGGUGGUGCUUUUGAUAAAGACCAUGAUAGUGAACGAGAUAAUGGUCCUUGGAGAAGUGCCAGACGUACUGUUGAUGACGAUGUACCACGUAAACCAUUUAGUGAUCGUCGUUUUGAUGAUUCUGAAAGAAGACCUUUUAGUGACCGACGAAGUGAUGAUCCUGAUGGUGGGAGAAGACCUUUUGGUGAUCGUAGAGGAGAUGAUUCUGAUGGUGGAAGAAGACCUUUUGGUGAUCGUCGUGGAGAUGAUUCUGAAGGUGGAAGAAGACCAUUUGGUGAUCGCCGAGGUGAUGAUUCUGAUAGUGGUAGAAGACCAUUUGGUGAUCGUCGUUAUGAUGAUUCUGACAGUGGAAGAAGACCUUUUGGUGAGCGCCGUGAUGAUAUCGAAGGUGGACGAAAACCAUUUGGUGAAUCUAGAAGAGGAUUUGGUUUUAAACGAGAUGAUGAUUUGCCUGAUAUUGCUGGAGAAAAUACUUCACAACCACAAGAACGCCCAAAGCUCAUACUAAAGCCCAAGACUGUUGAUCCAAAUGCACCAACGACUGAAGCACCUAACUAUGUAGCUGCAUCAUCUAUAUUUGGUGCAGCCAAACCCGUAGACACAGCAGCUAAAGAAAGAGAAAUUGAAGAGAAACUUUUAGCUAAAAAUGAACCAAAACCUCCUCAAUCAGAAUUGUCUGGUGCUUCCUCGGAAACCAGUUUAAAUGAGGCUUCUGAUAAUAAGUGUCAAGAAGAAACAGAAGUAAAACCACCUACUAAGCCUAAAGCAGUUGAAACAUGGAGGCGCAGAAGUCCACGUCGAACAAAUGAUGAUGAUCGUAUACCUCGUCGAAGAGCUUCUCCUGAACGUAACCCUAGAUAUGAAGAAGCUCCACCACCCCGGGAAAAUGCUUGGGAAAAACAUUCUUUAAUCAAAGAAUCCUUGUCUUCCGAAGAAAAUGUGUGCAAUGGAACCCCAACAAUAGUGGAAGAUGAAAAACCAAGACCAAAUGUUUACAUUCUACCAAAUCUUCGUAAAAAAACUCUGGAAGAAACUGUGAUAUUAGAUACAAUAGAAUCUGAACCUAUUAGAGAAGAAACUUCCCCAGAUUUAGAUAAAAAUGUUCCAGAUAGAGCAGCUGAUGGGUCAGAAAUUGUUGAAACUAUAGUUGUAGAAGCCCCAAAUGAUGUUAGAACUGACCCUGACGGCCAAUCCAGUGAACCCGAUGUAGUGAAAGACCAAUCCGUUAACGAAGAAGAUACAAAUGAUUCUGGGUUUAUUGAAUGUGGAAAAAAUAGUUCUGAUAAAUAUAAAUCAAAAAAGAAGCCUAAAGUUGUUAAAAAGUUAUCAGAAAUAGAAGUUAAGAAGAAAGAUCCUGUUAUAACUAAGGAGCUAAAGAAAUCUACUAGUAAUAAAUUUGCUGCACUUCUUGAUGACGGUUCCAACGAAUAGAAAAUACAGUUAAUGUUUUAUAUUUUUUCAUUAUAUUGUUAUAUUACUUAUAUUUAAGGAUAUAUAUAUAUAUACAUACAUAGAGAAAGAGCUGAAUAUAAAAUUGAAGACAGCCAACAUAUAUCUUUCUUUAUAAUCUCUUUAUGUUAUAUUCAUUAUAUUAAUGUCUGAUAGAAAUGUUUUUUAGUAAAUGUAAUUAUGUGUUAAUUUAUGGUGAUGCGCGACGUCUGUUGUUACACUACAUCCAUACAAAUUUAAAGUGAUACAAAUUUAGACAUCUUAAUUUAACUAAUCCUUUUUUUUAAACAGAUCAUGUGGUUUGCACAAUUAUUAAAUACCACUGUACAAAAUUAAUUUUUUUUUUGUGAUUUAAAUUUAAAUUUUUUUUCAAUUUGUCGUCUAAACAAUCCAUAAGACUGCUUACUUGAAUAAGUGAAUUAUAAUUUUUUUUUAUAUACAUAAAUACUAGGUAUUAUGAUAACAGACGCUCAUUAUUUAUGUUAACAAGACUUUGACCAAGGACAAGUCACUGCCAAUCUUUCUUUUAGCAUCUUAAUUUGUAAACAUUUUUUAAAUUUUGUUGGUGAUUUGUGUAUCAACAGACUUACACAAUUAUAGAAUUAAAAAUUAAAUUCAUCUAUUAUAUAUUCAUAUUUUGUAAGUAUUAUAAUUUAUAAAAUAAAUUUUAGAUAUUUUGUAUAUUUUACUCUUGAAUGUAUGCAGUCUUGUGAUGUAUUUAUUAUUUUUUUUUUUUUUAAUUUUAAAACACUUAUGUUUAAGUUUGUGAGUUUAAUUAAUUUUUGAUACUGACUUGGUUUCAAAAUAUAAUUUAAACUUAUUUAAUUAUUUGUAUUCUGUAAAUAAUAAUGAAUUGUAAAAUAUUAAAUUAAUAUUUUUACUUUCUAGUAGAUAUUUUCAAUUUACAAUAUCAAGACUAUUGUAUUUUUUGAUUAUUUAAUCUGCUCGAGCAGUUUUAAUGUUUAGUUAACUAUAAUUAUUGUGCAUUAUUUAUAUAAAAGUGUUGUUCAUUGGUAUCCCUUUUUUUAUUAUUAUUUGUUGAACUUAUGUAUAUUACCGAAAACAAUUGUUAUUUAGUUAGUUUUUUCAAAAAUAAUACAAAAGUUUUCCUUUAAAAUUUUAAUGUAAAAUGUUUAAUAAUUGGACAAUACAAUAAUUAUUUAUACUGCCUUAGUGUUUCUCUAAAUGUAUCUACUUUAUUUGUAAUAUUGUAAACAUUAGUUUACUAUGGAUUAUUAUUGGAAAUACAUGUGAUAUUAUCUAUCAAUUUUUUUAUACAUACAUAUACUGUAGGAUUUUGUUUUUGUCAACUGAUUCCAAUUCAACAUUUUUGGUUGUGCAAUAUAACUAUUUAAUCUUGCGUGAAAUAUAUGUCAUAGUUUUAUUUUAUUUGACAUUUAGUUUUAAAAAAACUAUUUCCUUGUUUAAAUUUUUUUUAUAUUAACAGAAAUGGGGAUUAACUAGUAGUAUUGCUUUGGACAGCUAGUUAGUUAAAAAAAAACCUAAGAAAUAUGUGACAACAUGAUAAUUGUAUUUAAAUUAUAUAACUUAAAAAUUAGAAAAUUAUGUAAUUUAUUGUUAAUUAUUGUCUGAUAUAGUAGAAUGAUAUUUGGUACUCUGAUGUAUUUUUAUAUAUAUAAAAAUACAUAAAUUAAUGUAUGAAAUUUUUUAGUGCUAGUCCUGUUUAUUUGUAAACAAUGUGUGUUAAGUGUUGAAUAUAUCGUUUUCCCUCACA